Molecule: messenger RNA, 411 nt
Organism: Zasmidium cellare ATCC 36951
Lineage: Eukaryota; Fungi; Ascomycota; Dothideomycetes; Mycosphaerellales; Mycosphaerellaceae
Exons: 3
Coding region: 1-411 (136 amino acids)
Source: RefSeq, a predicted model, not a curated record
AUGAAGUUCACAACAGCCCUCUCCGUCCUCGCGGCUUCCGCGAGCAUUGCAAGCGCCAAGUCGCUCCUCGAUGAUGUCCCCAGCAAGAUCACGGUCGGGGAGACAUACAACAUCGAAUGGAGCUCGGACGCCAAAGAGAAAUCCGAGCUCCUCCUCGUCCACAAGACCGCCUCCGGAUGGGAACCCACCGAGACCUUCUUCAAGAACAAGAUUACGGAACAGCCCGGAGGAAACUACACCUGGAAGGUCGGCAAGUCGACUCCCACCGGCGACGGCUAUGCUCUUUGGUUGAGUGCAGCUUCUCUCAAGAACCCCGGCACCGGGUACGCCGACCUCAGCAAGUGGUUCGAGAUUGUGGCUCCAGAGAUCGACGCCGCCGCUCCAGAGGGCAGAGAAGAUUUGAAGAUCUGA